This is a messenger RNA of Pundamilia nyererei, 4515 nucleotides long. RefSeq names its product solute carrier family 25 member 23a (gene slc25a23a). The record is from RefSeq and is a predicted model, not a curated record. Gene Ontology annotation, molecular function: calcium ion binding. Bases 455 to 2005 code for a protein of 516 amino acids. Gene Ontology annotation, biological process: transmembrane transport. The transcript has 12 exons. NCBI's taxonomy places the organism in Eukaryota, Metazoa, Chordata, Actinopteri, Cichliformes, Cichlidae.
GAUGAUCUUAGUAUUUAUUUAGAAUCUGGCCCAGGGGCUCUAGCUGAUGUCAUGUGAGAAGUCCUUGUCGUAAACAAUUAAUAAUUCUUUUUAUUGACGCAAAAUAAAUUGCCGGCUUCACACUGUGAGUACACUGCGGACACACACGGAUCGGACACUUCUCCACCAGAAGACUUCAGCAGCAGCAGCAGCAGGAGGACGACUGCGUGUUUCUGUCGCUUCCUGCUUCCUCAACAAGAGUGUCUGAGAAAUCUGCAAGACGCAGCGCCAAGCGCCGCAGAACACGGAGACCCGCUGAAGCCAAGGGGAGCCCGCUUGUGUGGUUUCCAGUGCUGUUUUAGGACUGAGCGGACCUGCCGGUUUCUCCUGCGUCCUGAUCCUCCGCAUCCGCCCGAGCAUGGGCGGCGAGUCGGUCUGCAGAUAAACACACUCUAACUCUGACUGGUGACCAGUCAUGGGACCCCAGCGGACUUGGUUCCCCUGGGUGCACUGCCAGGAGAGUGAAUCCUCUAGUCCAGACGAGGAGCGGGAGCAGCGCUGGGCUGAACUCUUUGAACAGCUGGACAUCAACAAAGAUGGACACAUUGACAUCCUUGAACUGCGGAGAGGGCUGGCAGACCAGGGGCUUUCCAAAGGCUCAGUAGAGAAGAUCGUGGAGGCCGGAGACACCAACCGUGAUGGAGUCCUGGACUUAGAAGAGUUCACUCAGUAUCUUCGUAGCCAUGAAAAGCAGCUUAAAGACAUGUUUCGCAGCCUGGACAAUAACAACGAUGGUCGCAUAGAUGCAACAGAGAUUCAGGUCUGUCUUCGCAACAUUGGUGUGAAUAUUAGCUUGGAGGAUGCCAACAGGAUUUUGUUAAGUAUAGAUAAGGAUGGUACAAUGACCAUUAACUGGAAUGAGUGGCGGGACCACUUCCUGUUUAACCCUAUCACUAACAUGGAGGAAGUGGCGUGCCAUUGGAAACGCUCAUUGAUGGUGGACAUCGGUGAGCAGCUGACAGUCCCAGAUGAAUUUUCAGAAGAGGAAAAGAAGUCUGGGUUUGUCUGGCGGCAGCUGAUGGCUGGAGCCAUAGCCGGAUCUGUAUCCCGGACUGGAACGGCCCCUUUAGACAGGCUCAAAGUCUUUCGACAGGUACACGGCUCCUCUGAUUUUAAAGGGAAUGUGCUAAGCAAUUUUCAGACGAUGGUGAAAGAGGGAGGAAUCUGGUCUCUGUGGAGGGGAAAUGGAAUCAAUGUCCUAAAAAUUGCCCCGGAGACUGCUAUCAAGUUUGCAGCUUACGAACAGAUCAAGAAAAUGAUGCGUGGCAGUAAUGAAUCUAGGAUUUUAAAAGUACAUGAGAGAUUCGUUGCCGGUUCUUUGGCUGGAGCAACAGCUCAGACAGCCAUCUAUCCAAUGGAGGUGUUAAAGACCCGUCUCACACUGAGAAAAACAGGUCAAUACUCAGGAAUAGCAGACUGUGCCAAACAGAUCCUACAGAGAGAAGGCGUCGCAGCCUUCUACAAGGGCUAUAUACCUAACUUGCUGGGUAUUAUCCCUUACGCUGGCAUCGAUCUGGCUGUCUACGAGACUCUGAAGUUUUCUUGGCUGAACAGGAACAGAGGUUUAGUGGACCCAGGGGUCACGGUGCUGGUUGGAUGUGGUGCCGUGUCCAGCACUUGUGGACAACUGGCAAGUUACCCUUUGGCGCUGAUCCGUACCCGAAUGCAAGCGCAAGCUUCAGUGAAGGGAGCCCCUAAAGUCUCCAUGCUGACAUUGCUUCAAACCAUUUUGAGCCAGGAGGGCAUCACUGGACUUUAUCGAGGAAUUUCUCCCAACAUGCUCAAAGUCAUCCCCGCUGUGAGCGUGUCCUAUGUCGUCUAUGAAUACACAAGGAUAUUCCUUGGAGUGGAUAUAGAGGGUAGGAGGGUGGUACUUAGAGAAGAUGGAGGGCUGAUCCAAUUUCCUCAAUUCUCUCUAAGUAGAGAGACUUACAGGGUCUCCCAGUCCCACAUAUUUUACAUGUAAGGGGUCUGAUCUCCAUGGGGAUACUCUUUAAGAGACAUCACUGAUUGGCUACAGAGUCAGAGAACCUAGGUUACAAAGUAACUAACUGUUCUCUUAUGUAUCAAGGCUCUCUCUCCACCCAUUUUCCAUGUAUAUGAGGACUCUGUAACAAACACAGUUAGGAAACGAAGCAAAUGUAGCACAAAAUGGCAGCUGAGUACUAGUGUGAUUGUAGAGUUCUUCUACACAUAAGCAUAUGCUCAUGGUUUUGAUCCAAGAUGCUACCAAAGGUUAGCUGCCUCUCCCAAGCACUAUGCCUACUUGCAAAUGUAAGGAAAGCCACUUGGCUACAGUGAAAAAACAACAUCAUUCUCAACCAUAUGUGAGCCAUGUGCUACAGAAUCUAGCAUGUGUUUUUCAAUUAAGUCACUUUUAGCAGUCAAAUCUGGUAAAAGUGGACAAGUUCGUCCAAAAGGUAAAAGAUUUCUGUGAGAAACACAUCCUGCAAUAAAGCACAUGAGGUGGGAGAACUCCUAAAGGGAAGACAUGCAUUCUGCAGGUCCUGGACUGCCCAUUUAAAUGAAUAGUAGGUCACCUCCACAAUCCAGUGACAGGUUUUCCCAGGCAGUCUGGUCUAUUACCAACGAGUAGUUCACCUACUGAUCUCUGAGCACAAGUCUGAAAAAGAUACAUCUUGAAAACAAGGCCUUAAAGUGAAAUGGAGGUUUUGUGUAAAGCACCGCCUGCAUAAUCUGGCAGCCAGCUGCAACACUACCUGUGUGCUGAAAGGUCUGACGUUCUCACAGCUGACACCACAACCAGCAUGCACACAAAACCAUUACCUCCAAAUCCCAUGGCAGGACAGCACGGCAUAACACUACGAGCACUUUUGGCAACCAGGCAAUACAGGUGCUAGUUUAUGACGACCAGCAAAGGUUGUUUUCAUGGCUGCAAUCAGUCCCCUCAAAGCUAACAGGGACUUGUAGAAACUGGAGAAUGUCAGGGGCUGUGCAGAUGAGGGAAUCCACCUGUCUCACAUUGAACUCUCUGUUUCAACUUUGCUUGAACUACUAUGUAGUCAUACGAACACACCACCCUGUUUGAUCAAGAGCCUUCGGCAACGCUGUGGCUGGAAACUCAGAGGCCAGGCCUAAAGCCUCAGCCUCUGUGAAAGGAGAUGAUAAAUGUUGCUAAGAUACAGACCUGAUGACCACAAUGAUGAGGGUCACUCAACCUAAACUCUUUGCAGGACGAUACAGAGGCGGGUAAAGGGAUGCAGGUCAAAUAGAAGGCCCCUAAGGCCACGGAUGUGCCACUGUGCAGAUAGCUGACCGAAAACACAACCCAGCGACACAAAGCUCACAUCACCUGAGUCCUCUGAAACUGGCUGGGCUGGUGUAGCCUGUGGUGUCUUUAGGAUACAUUCUUCACAGCCUUGUGGGUGCAUCGUUAACACUUCCUCUUGAGCCUGCGGUAACAUCAAGGUUCCAUUUGACUUGAACAAAGCCGGUUGUACAAUCCUUUGGACAGACAGACCUGUCUUCACAUCUUUUCUUACCAGCAAGUGGAAACUUCUGCUAAUCACAAUUACACAAACAAUAGACACAAACACUCAAUGCAAGUUGAACAAACUGUAACACAGUGGUCACGGGAAACACACCACACAACUCCAGUCUCUCAGUUUCAACUGUGCAAACCCUGUUUAUUCUCACAAUUAGUGAUUUAGUGGUCACACUUUACAGUGCCCUUUCCUCCGUCUGCGUCCCUCUGAUUUCUCUCUCUGCUUCACACUGCCGAUCCGAACAUCCUACUGUGUAAAUAAGGGAGGUCACGAUUAGCUGAUGACUGGCAACAGUGCCAGUCAGGCCUCUGCCCCAUCCCUCCCCUGCCGCUGCGCCACAAACCGCACCCCGCCACCAUACUCAUGUUUUCUGGACUCCAUGGAAAUCAAGUUAGUAAAAAGCCCUGCACACAUUGCACCUACACUGCAGUAUUGCCAACCAUUGUGUGUACACCACAGGUGAUGUCUUAAACAGUAUACACAGUAACUGAGCUUGGGGGAUCAGUCCUUGUACAUGUGGAAUAUGUAGGGUGGAGGUACACUCCUGACUUAAAAGGGCCACAAUUAGUAAAGCAAAGCAAUAGGUAUUGAAAAAAAAAACUACUGAAGAGGCACUCUGCCAUGCAUUUUCUAGAAGAGUUACAACUGAAUAAAGCACACCCAAAGACUUUAUGUUUUACAGAAGAUGAACUGCCAAAGCCAUAUCAAGGAGCACAGAUUGUUUCAGAUAACUUCUUUGGCUAAAUGCUCAUGGGUAAUGUCACUGUUCUUAUGCAGAGAGGUAUUUGAAUGCUUUCUUACCACAUGGGCCAGUGCCAUGUACAGUAUUUUCAUAAACACUAUACUAAGACUUAUCUUUGUCUGUAUCAUGAAACAAUAGUAGUAUUUAAUGCAAGUGAACAUUUUUUCUCAAUAUCAAAAUAUGUAUCAAUGAGAAAUAAAAUGAAAGCAGUGAACUAAAUAAACUUUG